Molecule: messenger RNA, 821 nt
Organism: Elaeis guineensis (African oil palm)
Lineage: Eukaryota; Viridiplantae; Streptophyta; Magnoliopsida; Arecales; Arecaceae
Source: RefSeq, a predicted model, not a curated record
ACUUGAACUCAACAGCAAUAUAAAUUUCUCGAUUUCUCAUUUCCAUUUGAAACCAUCAAUUUUACAUUUUUCAGGAAUUUUGCAAAUAUGUGGCAAUCAAAAGAUGCUCUUUCACUGGCCAAACAGAAGACAGACCAUUCAGUAUGCAGUUCCAAUACUCACCGCAGACACUGCAAAGCCCCUGUGGCAGCACGUAGCCUCUCCUCCCAAGAAUCAACUAAUGAUCUAUGCCUACCAUCCAAAAGCAGCAAGAAUGGAGAUAACAAAGUUGAACAUUGUGCCCCCUUCUCGAGUCCAUCAGAUUCUGCUACAGUUGAUGAAAAGGAUGAAAUUGUUCCACUUUCAGGAAAGCCCUAUUUCGCAUGUGUUAUGACAAAGUCUCAAGUGCAGGCCCCCUUUCAACUGACGAUUCCAAAGAACAUUUGGAUGCUACUUCCAUCUGCCUGUGUUCCUGCGGUCCUCUCUUACCGAAACAAGACUUGGGAGAUGAGAUACUAUGGUGAUCGAAACUUGAGAAGAUUUGAUAGUGGAUGGAAACAUUUCGCGGUCGACAACAAUCUAAAGAUUGGAGAUGCUUGCGUUCUUGAACUAAUGGACGAUCAGCACUUGAAGUUUCAAGUUCAAAUUCUCCGAGGAGACAUCCCGAGAGAAAUUGUGGAAAGUGGCUGCAGUUUUGACACUCCUAUCAUGAUUGAAUAGGAUCAUUAGCUUGAGAAUAUGCAAGUCUUGAAUUUCAGGUACUACCGUUGUGUGCUUGUAAAUAAAACACGUACGUUUUGGAUCUCCUAUCUUAUAAAAAUAUCUUACAUUUAUGUGCUUAA